AUGUCUAGAGAAAAGAUAGUUCAUGUCACACUUGGCAAAAAAGCAAAGGGAAAAAUCAAUGGCUUAAGGAAUGUGACCAAUUCCAGUCACGAGGAGAUGCUUUUAAGGAGAAUCUCAAUGGAAAAAGUGAACAACAUAAAUUAUCCAUGUGAUCAAAGGAGGGAAAUGAACUUCUACAAAUCCAAAGGUGGUGACACCAACAAGGGGAAGGCUGAUGGUCAGGCUGGAGGUUCUUCCAAUUUUGAACAACCUUUAGUGAUUCAGAAGAAGCCAAAGAAGAAUAUCAAUUAUGGCAUAAGUAGUAAUGUUAUGUAUUCUCAUGAUUAUAGAGAUACUUCUCUCCACAAUAUUCCACUUGAUUUUAAGUCUGAUCUAGCUACUGGUGGAGAUAUGAGAAAUAUUUAUGACACUCUAAUGUCUUAUGAGCCUCAAGUACAUAAGGAGAAUGAUGAUCAUGUUCAUGAAUAUGUUAAGGUUGAUAUUGGUAUAGCUGAUGGUGGUGUUAAUUACAAUGGUAAUCCAUUUGAAGUUGUGAAUUAA
Molecule: messenger RNA, 540 nt
Organism: Vicia faba (fava bean)
Lineage: Eukaryota; Viridiplantae; Streptophyta; Magnoliopsida; Fabales; Fabaceae
Source: the annotation of a GenBank genome assembly